This is a messenger RNA of Fonsecaea multimorphosa CBS 102226, 2724 nucleotides long. RefSeq lists its product as uncharacterized. The record is from RefSeq and is a predicted model, not a curated record. Gene Ontology annotation, biological process: mitotic G2 DNA damage checkpoint signaling; mitotic DNA replication checkpoint signaling; DNA replication initiation. The transcript is spliced from 3 exons. Lineage: Eukaryota; Fungi; Ascomycota; Eurotiomycetes; Chaetothyriales; Herpotrichiellaceae. The coding region runs from base 1 to 2724 and encodes 907 amino acids.
AUGCAGUAUGGCAAGAAUGGAACCUCGGGGUACGCAUCUCCAUCAGAGGUUUUCUACCGACGUGCUAAUUUGCGUUCCUCAGGAUCCGCCGAGCAACCGCUCCAAGGUGUAAUGCUGUGCUUUACUUCAAUCGGCCCAGAGGACAGGAGUCGAUAUGCCGACAUUGCAAUGCAGAUGGGAGCCGAACACAAACUCGACCUGACUUCCGAUACAACCCAUCUCAUUGUUGGUAGCACAGACACCCUAAAAUAUCAAUAUGUCGCUCGAGAAAGAGAAGAUAUCAAAGUGCUACGCCCGGAAUGGAUCGAGGCUGUUCGAGACCAUUGGAUCAAAGACUUGCCCCUAGACCUCGACACCCUCACUCAGCAGUAUCGGAUGCCCACUUUGGCCGGCUUGAAAAUAUGCAUCACAGGCUUUGAUGACCUUGCCUUUCGUGCCCAGCUGCAGAAGAAUGUCAAGGAAAAUGGCGGAGAAUACACAGGAGAUCUGACCAAGGACGUCACCCACCUCAUCGCUGCCAAGCCCGAAGGCAAAAAAUAUGAAUAUGGUAUGCAAUGGCAGAAAAAGGUCGUCAGCCUCAAAUGGUACAAGGACACACUGGAGAGAGGCAUGCAAUUGGACGAGCGACUCUACCAUCCCACCGUUCCUGUCUCUGAACAAGGUCUCGGGGCAUGGAAUCGAAAAGCCCGGCGUUCUUCUCCUCAACCUGGCAAACGCCCCAGGGAAGAGAACCAUACCGGCGCCGAACCCUCUCGAAAGCUCCGGAGGACGGCAAGUGCCAAAUUCGGGAGCCAGACUCAAGAUAUGUGGUCGGAUAUUGUGGGCGGUGCUGGAUUCGAGGCCACAAAUGUUGAGCCCCCGGUGCUCAAACCUUCGAUUUCGAUGCCUGGCCUUCGAGAGCUUGCCAGACCAUCAACUGCUGCGAGCAACCACAGAGCCGAACUUAUAAAUGGGGAUCCUGCUGCUACCGGCACAACAACUGCGAAUUUGAGGUUCCUGACUGGCCGCCUGUUUGUAGUAAAAUGCUUCGAGGAGAAGAGGAGAAAACACCUUCAAAAUGUGUUGGUCGAGUACGGCGCGACAAUCAUAAACGAGGGGGAAGAUCCCGAAGAGAACAAACCUGACGAUAUAAUUAUCAUUCAGCCUCAUGACAUAGGUAAGAAAGGCUUAACACCAACCGGGCGCGUCGAAGGCGGCUCCAAGGCGGUAUCAGAGCUUUGGCUUGAAAAAUGCAUGCUUGCAAAAUCUUUCAUCGACCCAGGCAGAUACCCGCUCGGACAGAUACUGAGUGAACCCCUUUCGUGUCUGAAGGAUCUGACCAUCAACGCGACCGGCUUCGAUGGGCUAGAAGCCGUGCAUAUCUCCAAGAUUGUCACAUUAUUGGGCGGGAACUACUCGCAAAUGUUUGCUACGGGCGUCUCCAUACUGGUCUGCAAGGCCGGUAGUGCCAAAAAGGACAAACUUGAUCUGGCACAACACUUGGGCAUUCCCGCUGUCACCGAGGAGUGGCUGUGGUCAACGAUCAAUAAUCAGACCAAGGCAGAUGUUGAAAGCUAUCUUGUCGGACAACCUCGGCCGCGAACAGCCAAUAUUGAAAGGCCAGCGGAUAAAAGGAGCGCCUCAGAUGACUAUGUCGAAGUGAGCACAAUUCCUCUCCCACGAAAUGCCGGCGACCACAGAGCGAAUCAACCAUCCAAACCAGUUGGGACUGGAACACCGAAUGGACCCGCGCCAGAGAAAGCGGUCAAGAAAUCGUCUCCUCAUCUCAACAUCCAGGAGGAACCCGUGGAUGAAAUUCAUGGACAAGCCAAAGAAGGACCAUCUGCUUCUAGUAGUGAGAAUGGUGCUUCGGGACGGAGUGAGAUGAAAGAACGCUCAUAUGACGAAGGCCCGCUCCGGGUAUUGUCUCCAAACGGCAGAAACGCACGUCUGGUGAACAACCCACCUUGGAUUGGAACGCUGGACGGUAUCUCGAGAAUGGACGAUUCAACAUCAAAAGAGAACGCUCCAGCACCCUUAAUAAGUGGUGCGCGGCCUGAAGUGCAAAGCAAAACCACGGAUAUCGAAGCAAUCAAUGGUGCCAUUCGAGACAUCCUGAACGAGCACUCGAGAAAGAAAUCUGCUGGCGGCAACCAAAACGAUGCUCUGAAGAAGAAGAACAGGUUAUUCGGGCGAGCGCUGAGUAACCUGUCCAACUCGUCCACGGUUUCAAAUAUGAGGUGCUCAAGAGCCAGUUCUAUUGACAGUAUCAACACGGACGGAAUGGGUAGCGAGCUUGUUACCAUGCAGUCAGUCGAGACCCAGAGCGGUGAGAGCACAUCGACAGCUGAGAAAAGCACCUUCAACUUCACUGGACGGGCAAAGCAGACACUAGCUGCACUCAAAUCAGCUCCAUUGGACAUGGACGAUCCGGAUAUGCCCAGAAAUGUCGGUUUCCCAAAAGAGCAGGAUGCGGCACCGCCCAUGACACAGCUGGGCUAUGAAGACCCGGAAGAAGCAAUCUUGUUGCGGGAGAAACUGGCCGCAUCGAGAAAAACGGGAUCGGGAAAGGAUAGGCCAAACGACAAAGGUGAGGAAGCUCCACCUCCGCGGCGACUGAAGUCCGCGGACCGCAAGAUUCGAGACGAUGAUUUACUGGCCAGUGUCAAUGGCGGAUGGGGUGCAGGACGACGGACCCGGCAUAAGCAACGAAGCCCACCGGGUCAAGGAAUCAAGGAUUUUUGA